AUGAAUGCUCCCAAGGAGCCUAAGGUGAAGCCGCCAGCUAUUGAUGGCACUUCUGAUCCUGAUGUACAUCUCUUGGCCUAUCGGCAUCACAUGUAUGUCCAAGGGACUACUGACGCAACUUGGUGCAAAUACUUCCCGUCCACUCUGAAAGGAGUCCCCUCAAAAUGGUUCGAGAAGUUGCCCGCUGGAACGAUCAACACUUAUGCAGAAUUAGAGAUGUUGUUUUCUGCAAGAUUUAUGGCUUAUAAAGAAGAGAAGAAGACGAGCAUGCAUCUGGGCCGAACACAGCAAGGGAAAGAUGAAUCUUUGCGAAGCUAUGUCCGACGUUUCAAUUUAGAGUCAGGACAGAUUCCAGACCUACCCGACGGGGUGGCUUUUGAUAAUUUCUUUAGGGGACUUAAGAAGGGGUCCUUUAAGUUCGAUUUGGUGAAGAAAAGUGUGAGAACUAUGGCCGACGCUUUGGAUGAGGCCGAGUCCUUUAUUCAUGCCACCGAAAUCUGCUCUGUCCCCAAUGAAUCUAAGGGAACAGAGACCGCAGACCAUCUUCAGCGCAAGGACUGGACAAAUCACAUAAAAAGACCAGCCGUCCGAAUGGGACGUGGGCCAUUGAGAAGAAGGGAUAUCAGGCAAACCCCUCCCAAGGACAGAAGAGAGGACGAUCCUAUGACAAAGAAAGGUUUGAGUACAACACCGACUUGUACACAAUACUUCUAG
Molecule: messenger RNA, 714 nt
Organism: Spinacia oleracea (spinach)
Lineage: Eukaryota; Viridiplantae; Streptophyta; Magnoliopsida; Caryophyllales; Amaranthaceae
Exons: 1
Coding region: 1-714 (237 amino acids)
Source: RefSeq, a predicted model, not a curated record